AUGGGUGUGAAAGCAUGUCAGGAGGAGAUCCAACCAGGAAAUAAAGAAGAAUUUCCUGGCAGCAGAAUAAUUGCAGGCCAGACAAACACAGAGCCACCCAAAGUGAAAAGGGAGGAAUCCAAAAGUCGAAAUGCUUUGUUACAUGAGAUCCAAAGAGGAACUCGACUGAGAAGAGUAUCCCAGAUCGACGAUCGCAGUGCUCCGCAGAUUGACAUUGACAGAAGAAGGCCCAGCAAAGAUGGAGGAAACUCUGGAAACUGUAGCAGUGAAAUACCUCAGGCAUUAGGGAACCUUUUUGCAGAAGGCUUCCCUGUUCUGAGACCAGUGGGCCAAAGAGACUUAGCAGUGAAUAGGACUGGAAAGUCACCUACUGCCAAAACAUCUCCCCCGAAGGUCCCAGUCCCACUCAACAAUAAUGGGAAGUCCAGUGGCAACUUUCAAAUCUCCCCAAGUGGCCCUAAGCAAGCAGAUGAAUCAGAAGCAUCCAAGAUCCAGAGCGCUAUUCCAGCUCACCCCAGCAUCCCUGCUCCUCCUGCUCCUACUUCAGUUCCAUCUCCUCCUCCUCCUCCUCCUCCUCCUCCACCACCACCACCACCAUUACCAUCUCCCUCCAGAAAACCAUCACUUAUCUUUCCUCCUCCUCCCCCUCUACCACCUCCUUUUUCUGAACAUCCUAACAAGUUCCCUUCCCCAGACAUUGCUGCUGCUGCUGCAUCCUCUCAGAAUAGAACUCCUAAAGGUCACCUAUCCCCAAUGAACAUACCACCUCCUCCACCAUUACCUUUGUCUCCAUCAUCCCCCUCUGGGCCUUCAGGCAAAAUUAAUGAAUGUUCCAGCCCAAGCUCCUCCCAGCUCGAUCUAAGACACAAUUCUCCCCCCAUGCCACCACCCCUACCUCCUCUCCCAGGACCUUCUAUGUCUACUUUUUCUUCACCGAGAACAUCAAUGUUUUCACCAACAUCACCAACCUGUAACAGUGAUUCUGCUUCCCUGUUGCCUCCCAAGAGCAAGUUGCAAAAGCUCCCCAUUCCAUCAAUGCCUCUUCCCCCUACCCUCCCAAGCACACAGCAAGCUCCUGCAAUGCAGAAAAGGAGACAAGGAAGAGGUGGAGCAAAGUUGAUGCCACCACCUGUUCCUCCUGCAAGGUCUCCCACAACUGAGCUCACAAGCAAAUAUCAACACACCCAAGUAUCUCCAUGGCCGCCGGCUACUCAGGACUCAGAUGACUUUGAAUCUAAAUUUACUUUCCAUUCCGUGGAAGACUUUCCUCCUCCAGAGGAGUUCAAGCCUUGUAAGAAAAUUUAUCCUAGCCAAGAAGCGAGGAAUAAAGCAAGCAACCCCCCUUUACGAACACAAGCGAGAUGAGAAGAUCAAUGAUUCAAGGUUAUUCCAAAAAAUCAAGAGUUCAACAAUUGCAGUAUAAAAUGUAGGGCAUAUUUUUGUUAGUGUUGUGAUAUGUACAGGCAGAUAUGGCACUUAAAAGACUGCUGGAUGCAGAUGGGCCAGGAUGAGAGUGCAUGUUCAGUUAUAAAAAGUUGCAAAAUAAUGUAUUUUUAUUUAAAUUGCUUUAAAGCUGGCCUGAAUUUUAUUUUGAAAUGCUAUGGAAUAUUGUAAUUUACAUAGCUUUUCAUUCUUAUAUGGUAUAUUUUGGUAAAGUGAAAUUGUUUGCCUGUACUGUACACAGUUCGGUUGCCCAUGGAGUUUCUGUUGUAAUUAAUUCAUGAUUUCCAAAUUUGAUUUACUGCAUUUACAUGAUAUAAUAUAU
Molecule: messenger RNA, 1765 nt
Organism: Protobothrops mucrosquamatus (brown spotted pit viper)
Lineage: Eukaryota; Metazoa; Chordata; Lepidosauria; Squamata; Viperidae
Gene: WIPF3
Product: WAS/WASL interacting protein family member 3
Exons: 8
Coding region: 1-1365 (454 amino acids)
Molecular function (GO): actin binding
Source: RefSeq, a predicted model, not a curated record